Arachis duranensis is the source of this 1615-nucleotide messenger RNA. Its product is annotated as protein RETARDED ROOT GROWTH-LIKE. The coding region runs from base 45 to 1325 and encodes 426 amino acids. The transcript is spliced from 7 exons. NCBI's taxonomy places the organism in Eukaryota, Viridiplantae, Streptophyta, Magnoliopsida, Fabales, Fabaceae. The record is from RefSeq and is a predicted model, not a curated record.
GAAGGUUGGUUGAGGAGUGCGGAGUUUGAAACGAAGCUGGAAAAAUGUUCCGCACCGUAAACUGCAGUUACUUCACCCUCAGAACCACCCUGCGACUCCGUACCUUUCUCUCUUCCACUUCUUGCUCUUCUUCGGCGGCUAACACACCUUGGUCAUCAUCGUCGUCUUCUUCGUCUCUCUACCCGACCUUGUUGAUGACUUCACUCAUCUCUCUCCCGCACUCGUAUUCACACUCUUUUCUUCCUUCGCUUCCCGGAACAGCAAUAACACCAACCCAUGCUUCUUUCUCUCAAUCCGUUCCCAGCAAGACGCGCGAUAUCGGCUCCAAUGUCGGUUUGUCCGUUAUGCGGUGCAUUUCUUCUUCUUCUUCUCCUUCCCUUCCCACUCUCGACUGGAACGACGCCGUUUUGUGCUCUGAGGUUGGCGACGGGAGAGAUGGAAGCGUUGAGAAAGAUUCCAAAACCUCCAUUCCUGUUAGAGCCUUCUUCUUCUCUACAAGUGUUGAUUUAAAAAGCUUGGUGGAACGGAACAAACCAAACUUUGUCACGCCAUCAUCAAGGAUGACCAAUUAUGUUGUUCUCAAGUUUGACAAUCAUUCUAAAUCGGGGGGUCUGGGUACUUCUUUUUCGAGAGGAAGCAGUAGCUGUUACAUGGUGGUUUUUCAGUAUGGUUCCAUUGUAUUGUUUAAUGUUCCCGAGCAUGAGGUUGACGGGUAUUUGAAAAUUGUUCAAAAGCAUGCAUCUGGUUUGCUUCCUGAAAUGAGAAAGGAUGAGUAUGAAGUUAGAGAAAAACCCGCUUUAAGUACAUGGAUGCAAGGUGGACUAGAUUACAUAAUGUUACAAUACCUGAAUAUUGAUGGAAUUCGCACUAUUGGUAGUGUUUUGGGUCAAAGCAUUGCUCUUGAUUACUACGGACGACAGGUCGAUGGAAUGGUUGCAGAAUUUACAGACAUAAACCGAGAGAUGGAAGCAACUGGAAAGUUCCAAAUGCAGAGGAAAAAACUUUUCCAGUUGGUGGGGAAGGCAAAUUCAAAUCUUGCUGAUGUGAUCCUUAAGCUUGGACUAUUUGAGAGAUCAGAUAUUGCUUGGAAAGAUGCCAAAUAUGCUCAGAUAUGGGAGUAUCUUAGGGAUGAAUUUGAAUUAACUCAGAGAUUUGCUAGUCUUGAUUUCAAGUUGAAAUUCGUGGAGCACAAUAUCCGUUUUCUUCAAGAAAUUCUUCAAAACAGGAAAUCUGACUUUCUAGAGUGGCUCAUUAUUGCUUUGAUUGGUGCUGAGAUUCUUCUCUCUCUCUAUGACAUUGUCCAUCGCUCUCCGGUGAACCUUUAAUAGCGUUCCGAUUUGGGGCAUGAAGGGGUCCAGCAUACUAGGCCGUUGGCGCUAUUAAGAUAAAUAGAUUUAGACCCGCAAAAUGUGUGGAAAACUAAUGCUAUUAAUUUUUCAUACUAAUGUUUUAGAUAACUAAAAUGAUAUUAGAGGAAUUAUUAUAGUUAGUUAUAAAACAAUCUUUUUAGCUCUUAAAACAAAUAUAAUAAAUUUUAUAGGAAAAUAUAAUGGUAGUUAUAUAACGAAAACUCAUUCGAUCAAUCUAUACUAUAUAUAUUGAAGUAUUUGAUAAA